AAAGCCCCUCUCCGCUAAGCCUCUCAACCGCGCCAACCAAAAGCAGACGUUUCGACAAAAAGAAACUCCCCCAAUUCAAACCCGAAACGUUUCUUCCCUUUCCUUUUUCAAUUUUAAAUUCCCAGAAAAAGCCUAUAGUCACCAACUGUUGGGUGAGCCCAAAAAAAAAACCCACUAUGCAGAAAAUGGCACAGGAAUGGUUCUCCGGCGGCAGCACCGGCGGCUCUCAGCAGCCGGCGUCUUCUCUCUUAGCCGAUUGGAACUCCUACGCCGCUUCCCAAUCCGCAGAGGACAGCUCCUCUUCGGCCCUCGGCUUCGAUCUCGAAUCCGUGGUCCGUUCCGCGAACGACACCGUUUCGGGCACUUUCAGCGUGGUUUCCAAAGGAGUUAGAGAUCUACCUGGGAACCUCCAGUCUGCCACUAGUAGUGUCCCUUCAGGAAAAGCUCUCAUGUAUUUUGGUUUGUUUCUGGCAACUGGGGUGUUCUUCGUUUUUAUUGCAUUUACCAUGUUCCUUCCGGUUAUGGUGUUGAUGCCACAGAAGUUUGCUAUCUGCUUUACACUCGGGUGUGCCUUUAUAAUUGGAUCCUUCUUUGCACUUAAAGGUCCAAAGAAUCAGUUUGUUCACAUGUCCUCGAAAGAGAGACUUCCUUUCACACUUGGAUUUUUAGGCAGUAUGGUGGGUACCAUAUAUGUCUCGAUGGUGCUUCACAGCUAUAUUCUCUCUGUGUUUUUCUCUGUAUUACAGGUUCUGGCGCUUGCAUACUAUGCUGUUUCAUACUUUCCUGGUGGAUCAGCGGGUUUGAAGUUCCUAUCUUCUGCCCUUACGUCUUCAGUAAUGAAAUGUUUUGGGAGGUGACAUUGACCUCUUUUACUUCUAUGAUUGCCGUGUAUAUUUCUUGCCUAAGUUUUUUUUUGUAAGUGUAGUUGAAACUAUGGGAUGGCAUGAGAAAGAAUUCUAAUUUGAACCCUUAAGAAAUGUAAGUGUUUCUUUCCUUUGGAAGUUGAUAGUGGACCUUCAUUAGAAAAGAAAAAAAAAUUCAGUGUGAAUCAGUGACACCAUGAAUCAAUUGGCAGUAAA
Messenger RNA from Rosa chinensis, 1079 nucleotides. RefSeq names its product protein transport protein SFT2. The record is from RefSeq and is a predicted model, not a curated record. Gene Ontology annotation, cellular component: membrane. Bases 177 to 857 code for a protein of 226 amino acids. Gene Ontology annotation, biological process: vesicle-mediated transport. The transcript is spliced from 4 exons. NCBI's taxonomy places the organism in Eukaryota, Viridiplantae, Streptophyta, Magnoliopsida, Rosales, Rosaceae.